Messenger RNA from Tachysurus fulvidraco (yellow catfish), 1557 nucleotides. RefSeq names its product opsin 7, group member b (gene opn7b). Gene Ontology annotation, molecular function: G protein-coupled receptor activity. Lineage: Eukaryota; Metazoa; Chordata; Actinopteri; Siluriformes; Bagridae. Gene Ontology annotation, biological process: visual perception; G protein-coupled receptor signaling pathway. The transcript has 5 exons. The record is from RefSeq and is a predicted model, not a curated record. Bases 22 to 1185 code for a protein of 387 amino acids. Gene Ontology annotation, cellular component: membrane.
UCUCUCUCUCUCUCUCUGCAGAUGGGAAAUGCCUCUGAAACUUCAUUCAUUUCCAAGAUAUCUAAAGAACAUGACUUUCUUUUAGGGAUGAUCUACAUCAUCUUUGGUGUCUUCUCUCUGAUGGGGAACACUGUCUUGCUCUUCGUGGCCUAUCAGAAGAAGUCGUCUCUCAAACCAGCAGAGUUUUUCAUUGUCAAUCUCUCCAUCAGUGACCUGGGCAUGACCAUCUCUCUGUUCCCCUUCGCUAUUUCCUCCGCUUUCUCUCACAGAUGGCUCUUUACUGAAUCAGUGUGUGUGUGUUACGCGUUCUGUGGUGUACUCUUUGGCCUCUGCAGUCUCAGUAAUCUCACCGUCCUGUCGUCCGUCUGCUGGUUUAAAGUCUGCUGUCCAAACUACGGGAGCAGGUUCUCAUCGUCCCAUGCCACGUUGUUGGUGCUCGGCGUGUGGUGCUACUCCACCAUCUUUGCCGUAGGUCCUCUAUCAGGCUGGGGUCAGUACGGCUACGAGCCGUACGGCACGGCCUGCUGCAUCGACUGGUUCGCUCCUCAUCACAGCCUCCUCGCCAUGUCCUACAUCAUAUGCCUCUUCUUCUUCUGCUACAUCGUGCCUUGCACCAUCAUCUUCUUGUCCUACGCCUUCAUCCUGGUGACGGUGCGCGGCUCUCGGCAGGCUCUCCGGCAGCACGUGUCUCCACAGAACAAGAUCAUGGACGCUCAAUCUCGCGUCGUCAAGCUCUCUGUAGCCGUAUGUGUCGGCUUCCUGCUAGCGUGGAGUCCGUACGCCGCUGUAUCCAUGUGGGCGGCCUUUGUGAAUCCGGACGCAGUUCCUCCGAUAGUGUUUGCUGUGGCGGCGGUGUUUGCUAAAUCCUCCACCCUUUACAACCCGCUGGUCUACCUGGGCUUCAAGCCCAACUUCCGCAGGUCCCUUCAGAGACGGACCACGUGCUCGUGCCUGCGCCGGCCAGAAACGGUGCGGAAAAAAGCAGACAGGGAAACGUGCCAUUCCACUCAUAUUUCUAGUGGACCUCAGAAAAGCCAGCGAACCUGCAGGACCUGCCUGGACCACACGUCUUGUCACAGCUUGGACAUCACACCUCAUAGAACAGUCCUGACCCUGACCGGCUGCACACACAGCAAGGUCGCGGUCAGUCAGCUGUCCAGUGAAAUCCACAGUGACUUCCUUUAGACCCAGACACAUCUAGAACAUUCCUUUACGAUGUCACAGUAAGAGAGAGAAUAAAUAGUGUGAAGAGGAACCUCGGAGGAACCUUGGACAGGAUCUUUUUUAGCUUGUUGUUCUGUGACUAAUGUAAAGUUCUGGAAAUGUUCGUUAUUAAUAUCAUGACAUCUGCUGUAAUAAUGUCUCGGUCAAUCCUCAAAGUUUCAUACGUUUAAUAUUCCUGUUUUAAUGUUUUAUUUUUUAUGUUAAAGGUGCGGUCUCCGAUGUUCUCCGGCAAGGUUCGAGUUGUUUGAAAUAAACUUUUAUAUCGCACACUUUUGAUGCCAAAGAUUAUAAACGACUAAAAGUUAAGCUGAACUAAAAAUAGGAUCAAAUAAA